Messenger RNA from Triticum turgidum subsp. durum (durum wheat), 6738 nucleotides. The record is from the annotation of a GenBank genome assembly. Lineage: Eukaryota; Viridiplantae; Streptophyta; Magnoliopsida; Poales; Poaceae.
AUGGAGGCCGCCGCCGACGACCUCCUCGCGGCCCUCUCCUCCCCGAGCUCCCGCGCCGGCCUCCACUCCCGCUUCGCCGCCUACCUCCAGCCCUUCUCCCCCCACCUGCCCGCCGCCAACCCUAACCCCAAGCCGCCGCCGAAGAGGGCGACGAAGCAGGGCAAGCAGCAGCAGCCGCCCCCCGACGCGGCCGCCCUCCGCUCCCUCGCGAAGCGGUUCCUCCCGUUCCUCUGCCGCGCGCUCCAGCUCCUCCCGCCGCUCCUCCUCCCGAACCCUAGCGCGGGCGGCGACGCGGCGGGCCUCGACGAGCUGCUCGAGAUCUACGGCCUCACCCUCGACUGCCUGGCGGCCAUCUCGACCUGCCUCGCCGGGAAGCCCUACUCCGUGCUGCUCCAGCGCGGCCGCUUCGUGUGCUGCCUCGAGUCGCGCGGCCGCUACGCCCGCGCCGAGGCGGAGGCUGCCGCCACUCUCGACGCCCUCCGCUGCGCGCUCUCGCCACUGACGGCCGCAAAGCCUUCUCGUGGCGCUGCAAUUGUUGCUCCCCUCCUCCCCGAGCCUGGCAUUGCAGGAGAGGCUGGCGCGGACCCUGAAGUCACCAUCCUUGCGGUUGAGCUCACCGUAUGCCUUGCUAAUUGUGCCAGCAAGGGCAAGGUGAAGGAAGAUGCCUGCUACGAACGUGUUCGUAACCUUGUUGAGCAGCUCCGGCCAUGGCUCCGGAUUCUGACUGAGGGGGCCAGCAAGAAGUAUCUCACUCUGCUUGUGAAUGCACUGAGCCGCUGUGCCAUUUUCCUGGCUGCCGAGUCUUCAUUUUUCGACGCUGAUCUUGUCCGUGAAUUCUGUGUUGCAACCUUAGGGGAGUGUGAGAAGGCACAGCUGAUUGAACGCUUGCCCAUCGUUGCACGCAAGAUCUGUUCUUCUGUGGAUUUGAGUUGGGGUGAGAGCACAUCGCUUUUGCUUGCCGUGCUUGAGUCUGUUUUACGUGUCAAGGCCUACUUACCUAAAGCUUUGAACGAGUUCCUAGAGUUUAUAGAUUAUUUUUCUCGGAGUUUUCUUUCAAAUAGGGAUGUAAAUGCUGGUGCUUCAAAACUAUUUUAUGGACAAGGUGGUUUUUCUUCUGAGAUUUCCCCGCCCAUCGCCUCAGUUCUUCAUCUUUAUGCUACUGGAUUACACUUCAGUAGACAGCAAAUGGAAAGCGAAGAUCAGCCCUCUAUGUCAGUGGAUUUUCUCAAGAAUGAAAAGAACCUACAAACUUUGAACAAUGCACUGGGCACACUAGAACGGAUUUUCUGUGCCACUGAUGGCAAAUCCAGUAAACAUGAUAAUUUGGGUAAAUAUUCAAGUACACUAACUGAUGCCAGGCAUCCCAAUAAGAAAGACAGUUAUAGUUGUUCUCAGUCACGUGAGCAUAUUAAUUUUUUGGCAUAUUUGGAUUCUUUGGAGUUUGUUUGCAAGAUACUAUUGCAGCCUGCAAAUGCAGUUUGGGAGAGCUUCUUCAAAGAAAAAACAGUCCCCACUUCGGGGAAAAUGACAUGUGUCUUAAUGGCACUGAAUCAGUUUAUUGAUUCCAGCCUUUUUGCUUAUAGUUAUACCAAAAUGUCUGACGAAGAGAAGGAGAGAUUAAAUAAAACCUUACUGAGGGCCCUAGUGUCAGCAAUCAAAAUUUCCUUUGUGACCAAAGAGGCUAUCCAGAAGAGCUUGUAUUCUAUCAAUUGUGCCAUUUCAAGUACAUGGAUAAAGCUUGAGGAUUUCAAAUAUUUGAUCCCUUCAAUUGGUAACAUCGGCGUGACACUUUAUAAUAUUGGACAUUUUGAAGAGGCACCAAAGGCAUUAGAACUAUGCUGCCAAGCAACAUGGGCACAGAUCAGACUUUCUUACUGUAGACUAUCAACAAGAACGGAAGGUCACAUCAUAAUUGAGGAUCUACCGAAGGAUACACUGAAGGAUAUCAUUACAGAUGCAUUUGCUAGGAUAGAUAAGAUGGUCAACACUCUCCAUAGAUGUGGCUCAAAAGUGAUACGAGAUAUUGUUGUGAAGAGCUUUUCUGAAUUGUUGGCCCAUGGUGACACAUCAGAUUAUCACAAAAGCUAUUCGGUUCUGAUCGAGUCGUGGGUGAAGAUAACACUUAAGGAUUUUGCGAAUGACCAAAAUAUGGAUAGUGCCCCACUUCUAUAUCACUCUCUAAUGGGCUACCCAUCUCCCUUGCCAAAGAAGUUGAUAGGCUCAAUCUUAGAGCAGGAAUUAUUAAAAUAUGGAGAAAUGGAAUCUCGUGCCACCAUGCUCUGCGGAAAUAUGCAAAUAAGAAUAAUAGAUAUUCUAUUGAAUGAACUUUAUUGUUCAAAAGAGUACUAUCUGGACAGAUCAAAAGUUUUAGUUAGAAAGGCACAUGCACUCCGUUCAUCUGGGGUGCAAAACAUAAGCAGGUGUCUUGAGUCCUUAUCUGAAGCCAUAUCUUUACUGCGAAGCAUCUUACUGGAUUCAUCUCGAGGGAAUGCGAUUGUGAUGCAUGAAUUAGCUAUUGCUUACUGCUUGCAUGCACAUUGUGCGCAGGAAGCCAAUCGUGGCGGCAAGGUAAUCUUUGAUGAUGCUAGGAGUGCCGUUGGCUUGUGGUCAAAGAUGGGUACUUCUCAGCAUUCUUCUCCUGGUGUGAUCUUUCAACAGCCAUCAGAAACUCUUGUACCACUUCUUUGUUCUCUUGUUGAUUUGUUGGCCAUGAAGGGUCACUUUGAGCUUCAGUUUGAGCUGUGCAAGCUUAUCAUAAUGAUGUGGAAGCAAGAAAAUUUACCCAUAGAAAAGUUAUUAUCCAUGUUAUUUAUCAACCGGCGCCUUAAUCAUGCGUGCUGUCAUCUCCCAGUGGACCAGAAUUUUUUUUCUUAUGUGGCAGAACACCUUGGUGUUGAUUGCCGCAAUACAUUGUUUUGGAGAAACUGUUUCAAAGGAGAUUAUCCUUCUCUUUCUAUGUUUCUUCAGCAGUUGUGGCCUGUUGAAUUCUUUUCUCAACCGUGUGAAUAUUCCCUUGGAAAUCAGUUUGGUUUCAAUGCUAAUGUUGAUGGGAUUGUUAAAGUUGCAUCAUCUCUGGUUUCUGAAGUUCCUUUGAAUAAUCAAUCAGCCUAUCUGGCUGGCUGGCUGUAUUAUGAUUCGUCAGAAAGACUUCUGUCAAGAGGACAACUUCUCCAGGCCAUUUCAUAUGGAAGAGAAGCCCUCCAAUUGCGCAAGAAGCUCCUAAAAAAGAAGUUCAAAUUUAAUUUGGGCAAGUUUGUAAUCAAGGAAAGCGAAUGUUCUGGUGGGCAAGGCUUUGUUUCACUUGAAGCAUGGGGACCAACAAUGGCUGAAAUUUGGCCAGAUUGCACCAGGCCAAGCAGCAUGAGAGAUUCUUUCCUUACCCCAUGGAAUGUACUUAAAUGUUACCUUGAAAGCAUAUUACAGGUUGCUCUGAUGCAUGAGUUGAUUGGUGAUGGCACCGAAGCAGAAGUUCUAUUACGGACAGGAAAGGAGAUAUCAUGUUUCCAAGGAUUGCCAAUUUUUGCUGUUGUUUUUACAUCAGCGUUAGGUCAACUAUACUGCAAGAGACAGCUGUGGGAUGCUGCAGAGGGUGAGCUUAAACAUGCUAGGGAUCUCCUUAAAGAAAAUUGUGAAUUCAUUUCAUGUGAGACAUGCAGGUUGACUCAAGAGAUAUCAGUUGAUGUGCAAGCUGGGGAUCUGUUUUGGAAUCAAUUUGACAAAGAUUUGCAAAAACAUUCAACAUGCAAUUUGUCUCGUGCUUUAGGCAUGUACCGAUCUGCCAUGGAGAAAUUGAAUGACACCAGUUUGGAAUUUUCUGCUGGGUCCUGUUGUAAACUUAAUACUAGUUGCAUUUUGGGCAACAAAGACUGUAUUGCAGAAACCAAGCGUGGAGCUUGUAAUCGUGGGAAAAAACCCUUAGCAGCCAAGGAUGGAGUGUUACCUCCAUGUACUCCUUGUUUGUUGUUCAGUCAAGCACCUAUUGACCAGUACAAUGAACUUGUGGGAUUAAAAUCUGAAAGGAAAAACUUGAAGAAUGCCGAAAGUGCCCCACCAUUGGAUGUUAACGUUAAGACAUCCAAAACUUCAUCACGUUUAGCCAAAGAACAGAAUGCGGCAGCUCAUUCAAAGACUAGAACCACCCGAUCCAGCAAGCGAACUGCACAUGUGAAAAGUGAAAAAGAUCUAGCUGAACUGAAUAGUGAGAAUGACAUAUCUGGGAGCGACAAAUUGUCCACAGAUGCUUUAGUCUGUGGGAAGCUAAGCUGCUCCCUUGAUGGUGUUUACUGCAGCAGAGAUGACAUAUGCAAUAUGUUUGGGUGUUGGAAUUGCCUUUUUGUUAAUUCACUCAAUUCUGAGUCCAUUGAGAAUAUAUUGCAGUUCAGAAAAGACUGCAUCCGCCGACGCCAUCUUGUGUCUCUUCUGUUAAAAACAGCAAGAGCCUUGGGAGCUCAGGGUGGAAAGCAUGGAGCUCAUGAAGUUCAUAGUAUCUACUGGCAGUGUAUAUCAUUGUUGUAUUUCAGAUCUCUUCCUCAAGGUUGUUAUAGAACCUAUGAGCCUCAUUUAAUUGGACUAAUCAUGAAUGAAAAUACUGGUGAUUUUCUUUCUUUAGAGCGUGCGGAAAUACUAUGUAGUAUGAGUUUCUUUUUGUUGAAGGGUUUCCUUUCAGAACAGUCAAGGGAUAGUUGCUGCAGCUUCUCUAGUGUACAAACGGCUGAUAUCGUUUCUUGGUUGCUGAAAGCUUUUGUGUUAUCUGGAGAGAGUCCUUCACUUCUUCAGGAGGUUUGCAGGCUACUCACAUGCAUAUUCUUACUCUCAACGAUAGAUUCCACGGUUCAAUUACCUUUGUAUUCCAAGGGAUCUCUCUCUUUGAAUCAUUGGGCUGCUUACUUUCAUCAAGCUUCUGUUGGAACUCAUCUCAAUUGCCAUUACCUUGCAAGCUUACAGGCAUUGCCCAGAAAAACAGAUUCGAAGGGUCUUGUUGGAGAUUUCGCAAACAAGAUAGAUGAGGUCCCAAAGUUUCUAAGGUUUUCAUCGGCAGACAUGGAACAUCUCGAAAAGCAUGUAUCAGAAUUCUUCAAUCAACUUCCUGAUGUACCAAUUGUGUGCAUUAGUAUGCUUGGAGGUGAUUUUGUGAAUGUUCUUGGGGAAGCACUUCUUCUCCCUUCCCUGUUUCCUGCUUGGAUGUUGCUCUCAAGGUUUGAUUCAACAAACAAGCCUACCACAAUGCUUCUACCAGUGGAUUCUAUUUCAAAAGAAGCACAUAAUGAAGACUCUUCUAUCAAAGAACUGGAUAAUCCAACUAGAGCUUCAGAUAAGAAUUGGAAGUGCCCUUGGAGCUGCACUAUUAUAGAUUAUGUGGCUCCAACUUUCAGAAAGCUACUUGAGGAUAACUUUAGAUCCCUCUCUGGUGCAAUUGAUAUUCCAAAGGAUGGACAAGCAAAUGCAGUAAGGUGGUGGUCGGAUAGAAUGAAGCUCAACAACGACCUUAAUGAGAUACUGGAAAACAUGGAAAAAUUGUGGCUAGGACCCUGGAAAUAUCUUCUGCUGGGGCACCAAUCAGCUGACCAACACAGUGAGGCAGUGCUGGAAAAUCUAAUCACUGGUCUAGAAUCAGAAUUCAAACUUGAAGCAAAUCCGGCGCUCAUCAAGGUCAUCCUUGGUGGGGUUGCAUCAGUGGAUGAACUGAAAGAAUGUGUUUCUCAGCUUGUAUCAUAUAAAGCUUACUUUGGCAGGGGAGGGUGUUGUGGAAGAGAUAGACUUAGAGCCUUCUCUUGCCAGAUUGAUGCUGAAGCUCUGGUGUCCCUUGAGCAUUUAUGCAAUGGUGUAGUGAAUGAGCUGGCCGAGCCAGUUGAGAGAACUCCAGUGAUUUUAGUUCUGGAUACUGAUGUGCAGAUGCUUCCUUGGGAGAACUUGCCUGUCUUAAGGAAUCAGGAAAUGUACCGCAUGCCGUCAGUGAGAAGCAUCUUUCUAGCAUUGACUAGAAGCACUAAUCAUCAGAAAGAUGCCAGUGUCAUAGACCCUCCUUUUCCUGUUAUUGACCCUUUCAAUGCAUUCUAUCUGUUGAAUCCUGGUGGUGAUUUGAUCAGCACACAAGAGGAAUUUGAUCAGUUGUUUAGAAACUACGAGUGGAAGGGAAAUGCUGGGGAUGCUCCAACAGCUGAAGAGCUUGUCUUGGCCCUGAGGAAUCAUGAUCUUUUUCUCUACUUUGGACAUGGAAGUGGAAGCCAGUAUGUCUCUGGAAAGGAAAUCGAGAAGUUAGAUAAUUGUGCAGCUGCUCUCCUCAUGGGUUGCAGUAGUGGGACACUUCAUUGCAAAGGAGCGUAUGCUCCUCAAGGGGCCCCUUUGUCUUAUUUAUUUGCUGGUUCUCCGUCCGUCAUUGCAAAUCUCUGGGACGUCUCGGAUAAAGAUAUAGAUCGAUUUAGUAAAGCACUGCUCAAUUCAUGGCUGCAAGAAAAUGUCACGGCUGCCAAGAAUUGCUCUAAGUGUUGCCCUCUGACCCAAGAAUUUGAGUCCAUGACCAUCGCCGCGAAGGACAAUGUUAGGUCAAGACGAAAAGGCUCACGAGCUAGGAAGCAACAACAGACAGUAGAGAUGGGCGGCAGUAGUAGUUGCUGUAACUGCGGGCACAGGCGAAUAGCUUCACAUAUAAGUGAAGCUAGGCGUGCUUGCAGGCUUCCUCUUAUGAUCGGUGCAUCUCCUGUUUGUUAUGGUGUGCCUACUAUCAUCAGGAAGAAGUAA